Solea senegalensis (Senegalese sole) is the source of this 2393-nucleotide messenger RNA. RefSeq names its product FKBP prolyl isomerase 4 (gene fkbp4). Gene Ontology annotation, molecular function: peptidyl-prolyl cis-trans isomerase activity; protein binding. Bases 94 to 1464 code for a protein of 456 amino acids. The record is from RefSeq and is a predicted model, not a curated record. Lineage: Eukaryota; Metazoa; Chordata; Actinopteri; Pleuronectiformes; Soleidae. The transcript is spliced from 12 exons.
CCGGAGAUUAUUGUUAGAAGAAGAACGUAAACCGUUGACGCAUUCGCUCUUCCAACAACGUACAGAUCUCAGGAGGAUAUCAGCCUCUUGACAAUGAAAAUGACUGCAGAGGAGCAGACAAGUGAAGGACAACACACCAUCCCUAUGGAGGGAGAGGACAUCACCCCAAAGAAAGACGGGGGCGUUUUAAAGCUGGUGAAAAGGGAAGGCACAGGCACAGAGUUUCCCAUGACUGGCGAUAAAGUGUUUGUACAUUAUGUGGGCACAUUUGUGGAUGGUACUCAGUUUGACUCCAGCAGAGGCGGAGGAGACAAGUUUUCCUUCGAGUUAGGCAAAGGUCAAGUCAUACUGGCGUGGGACAUAGGUGUAGCCACAAUGAAAGCGGGAGAGUUGUGCCAGUUCAUCUGUAGACCAGAGUAUGCUUAUGGAUCUGCAGGCAGCCCUCCCAAGAUACCACCCAAUGCUACUCUUAUUUUUGAGGUGGAACUGUUUGAUUUCCGAGGAGAGGACAUAACUGAAAAUGAGGAUGGAGGAAUCAUUCAUCGCAUUAUUACCAAAGGCCAGGGAUAUUCUAAGCCUAAUGAAGGAGCUUCUGUUGAAGUAACUGUGGUGGGCACCUGUGAGGGUCGCGUGUUUGACGAGAGAGAGCUGAAAUUUGAGAUUGGUGAUGGAGAGAGUCUUGGCUUGCCACCUGGAGUGGAGAAAGCUAUCAUGGCUAUGGAGCAAGGAGAGGAGGCUCUCUUCACCAUGAAGCCCAAGUAUGGCUUUGGGAUUGAAGGAAAUGUUAAGUAUAACAUUCCAGGAGGAGCAAUACUGCAAUACAAGAUUAAUCUGGCAGCGUUUGAGAAGGCCAAGGAAUCAUGGGAAAUGAACACAGACGAGAAGCUGGAACAGAGCAGCUUAGUCAAAGAGAAGGGAACACAGUAUUUUAAGGAAGGAAAAUACAAGCAGGCAUCAGUCCAGUAUAAAAGGAUUGUGUCAUGGCUGGAGCAUGAAUCUGGUUUGUCCGAGGAGAAUGAGAAGAAAGCGAAAGCCCUGCGGCUGGCUGCACAUUUGAACUUGGCCAUGUGCUUCCUUAAACUGCAGGAGCCAGGCCUAGCCUUAGAAAACUGUGACAAGGCUCUGCAGUUGGACGCAGCCAAUGAGAAAGCUUUGUUCCGAAGGGGCGAGGCGCAGUUUGGUAUGAAGGAGUUUGACAAGGCGAGAGACGACUUCCAGCGAGUUAUUCAGCUCUAUCCUGCCAACAAGGCUGCCAAGAGCCAGGUGCUUCUUUGUCAGAAACAUAUUAAGGAGCAGCACGAGAAGGACAAACGCAUCUACGCCAACAUGUUCCAGAGAUUUGCAGAGAGGGAUUCCAAGAAGGAAGCAGUGAAGGUGGCCGGUGACAGCAAACAGAACGGCGAUGGAGAUGAGAUGGAGGUGGAGAGCAGAGAAAAAGAGUCUGCAAGUGAAGAAAAGGCAUAGAUGAAGCUCCGACUGCAUUUACUGUUCAUGUGUAAUUUCAGACUUUUUGUAACUUCAGCUCUUUGUGUUAAGAGUGUGUGCGCGUGAGUGAAUGUGUGUGGGUGUAUGUGGGACAAUUAGGCGCUGGCACACAGGAGCACUGACUUUGCCAGCUCGUGUCUGGGCUUUUUUUGCUGUUCAAGUUAGUAAACAAAUCUUUGGAGUGCCACGGCAUCACUCACCCCUGAACCCUGUUUUUGUUGUUAAAUCCACAGCUUUGAACUGCACAUGUGGUGUCUCAGCAUUUUGGGUAGGAAAAAAAAAUGGAAUCCCAACCCUCACCCGUCAAGGGCUAGAACAUUGAUCCUUCCUCAUGGUGUUUUGUUCUUUUUCUGCUAUCCAUCCAACUCUCUUCAUGGGCCUACUGAUCAAUUCUCAGAGUUGUGAUGACUGUGUGCACAAAUAUGACAUGUCUGAAUUAUGUCCCAAAGUACAUAUGUAGCAGCACUAUGGAUAAUAUGGGACAAUGAGACCUUUUUCCUGCUCCCCUUUAGCCCUGAAGGUACAAGACUGUUGACAUUUGCUUUGACUUUGUAAUUAUAAUUAUUAUUCUUUUUCCUCCUCCCCUGUAUUGUGCUUGUGAUUUUUCUGUAAUGUUCAUGAAAUGAUUUCAACUGUUAACUGGAAUAUGUGCAUUGUUUUUUUUAAAAGCAGCUACAGUAGAAAGGAGCGUGAAAUAGCUUUUUCCUCAAUGAGCUCAAGUAAUAAAAAAAACAGUUAAGUGUUAGUCUUAAUUUACUGUAAAAACUUAUGAAUGCGUGUGUGUGAUUCAGCUCUGUGUUGUCACAUACAGCCGGGCUGUGGGCCAUGUGAUGAGUUUUGUUUUGUCAGAAGGGCUAUGGUUUGUUCUGCCCUGACAGAAGGAUAUAAUAAACAAUAGUUACAUCUCU